AUGAGCGAUGCGUCGAGGCUAUUGGGACGACUUUUCGCUGACCCCGAGCCGCCGGAGGCACGCGCGGGGUCCCUCGGUGAAGGAUGCGACGAGGGAUCUUUCGGACGACGCUUCGGCGUGGGGGAGCCGCCGAGAGCGCGCGUAGGGUUGCUCUAUGAGAAAAGCGACGAGGGAUCUCGCACGACAUUCGGUGAGGCCACACCGCCGGAGGCGAGAGCGAUUUUCCCAGACGAAAGUUGUGGCGGGGGUGGAGUACCCUCCCCCUCCCCCAUCUCCUCAAAUCGUCAGGAGCGUGCCGACGCCUUUGCGCUCGUGCCCGCUUGGUCGCCGACGGUCAACGCCUGCUGUCGGUAUGACGAAGGCGAGGGGGAAGGGGACUUCCUCCCCCUUCUCGCUCCCCCCUCUCCAGCGAGGGUGGGUGUUAUAUCAUGGCGUUACGAGUGCGAUGGAAACAGCCGCGUUGACGCGCUAUCCGCCCUCGUUCUUUGCGAGGGGGAGUGCGAGCGUGCGGUUGCUCACGUUCUAGAGGAAGGGAAGGGAUUGCAGGAGGGGGCCCGUGGCUUUCGAGCAAAGGCGAUGGCUGGAGUUCCCGAGCAAAGUGCGGCUGGUAGUAAGCGUUCAGACAGCCUAGAUUACCAUCCUAUCGACGAGCUCUGCUACCGACUCUGUUUACGCGCCGUUUCCCCCUCCCUCCUCCGAUUCCGAACUCGCGAAUCCCCACACGCACGAGGCGCUCGGCACCGACGACACGCACGCGUUCGACUGUUUCGACGACGAGCGCGCAUCGCGCGCGACAGCCUCACGCAGGUCAACGUCGUCCCCGGCUUGGCUGGCGCACUCCCCCUCCUCGCGUUCCCGCACAUCACCAGCGCCGCCAUCGGGUGGCAGAGCGGCGACGCGGACAUCGACGGCGCGGUCGAGCUAAUGUGCAAGGCAUGGACGGAGCUGGGGAGCUGGUGGAGCACGCUCGAUGCGCUUGCCCCAUAUAUCCCGCGAGUGACCUUGCGCACGCUCAUCCCGCUCGCGCGGCACUGCCCGAGGUUCAAGAGGUUUUUCCUCACGAAUCUGGACCUCUCCGACAUACCCGAUCCGGUGGAGGUGCGAGAGGACGAGCGCGUAGAAAACAGGCCGAUCGUACUGGAGUUCAUGUGCUCGGUAUUGUCGUACGCGCAGGUGAAGCCAGUGGCGGCCUUCCUGACGAGCGUCUUUCCUAAGGGAGGGAUAGAGCGCAUAGAGCCCAGGAUGUCAGAGGAGAUGUGGGGGAGGGUAUGCGCGAGCAUGGGCAUCAACCUCGGCAAGCUGGACUUUUUCUCAUGUGAAAAGUAUAUCGUGUAG
Molecule: messenger RNA, 1335 nt
Organism: Schizophyllum commune H4-8
Lineage: Eukaryota; Fungi; Basidiomycota; Agaricomycetes; Agaricales; Schizophyllaceae
Exons: 7
Coding region: 1-1335 (444 amino acids)
Source: RefSeq, a predicted model, not a curated record